Molecule: messenger RNA, 1074 nt
Organism: Aspergillus tanneri
Lineage: Eukaryota; Fungi; Ascomycota; Eurotiomycetes; Eurotiales; Aspergillaceae
Product: MOSC domain-containing protein
Exons: 1
Coding region: 1-1074 (357 amino acids)
Molecular function (GO): catalytic activity; pyridoxal phosphate binding; molybdenum ion binding
Source: RefSeq, a predicted model, not a curated record
AUGCUGGGCUCUACAACCAUCCUCUCGGUGACCAUCUUCGUGCUAUUGAUUGUGGUACCUCUGUUUGUCAUUCCCCGGCUCUCAGGAUGGACCCAAAGCAACCAAUCAAGUCUUCUGCAACGCCUCAGAGGCCCGAGACAGCCCCCCAGCGAGGUUGUGUCACUUCGCGUAUAUCCGAUCAAAUCGUGCCGUGGCUUCGAGCUGGGCAAGACCAAACUGCGCAUGCACGGCUUGGAUCUCGAUCGCCAGUGGAUGUUCGUCGAUGCGAAGACAAAUGAAUUCCUGACCAUUCGACAGAUCCCUCAGAUGACUCUCAUCAACACAGGACUCAGCCCGGACGGCGACUCGCUCGUUCUGACCAUCACUGGUGUCGAGGGUCAAUCUGUUCGCAUCCCGGCCCGUCCAUGUGCCGCCUGGCUCGCGGCAAACACUAGCCUGACGCAGGUGAAGAUUUGGGACAUUGUGACGGACGGCUACGCGUACGGACCGGAAGUAAAUGACCUGUUCUCAUCUCUCUUGCACCGUGACGUCUGUCUGGUCUACAAGGGCCCGACCCCUCGCAUCCUGCGAGGGAACGGAGACCCUCGUCUCCUGGGCCGUACCCAAAGCACGAACUUCCCCGAUGUUCAUCCCGUGCUGAUUGCCUCGGAAUCGUCCAUUGCCGAGCUUAAUUCGCGGCUCAAGACGAACGGCGCGGAUCCCAUCACCAUCGAGCGCUUCCGUCCCAAUAUCAUCAUCAAGGGGAAUGCGCCGUGGACUGAGGAUUCGUGGAAAUUAGUGCGCAUUGCGAAAGCAGACCUUGCCAAGUCGUCGGGUUCACCCGCCCUCACCCUGGAUGUCGUUGCCCGCUGUGCUCGAUGCCAGGUCCCGAAUGUCAACCCCGAUACCGCGGAAAAACACAAGACCCAACCGUGGAAUACCCUCAUGAGCUACAGACGGGUCGAUGCAGGUAGUUCCUACAAGCCAUGCUUUGGUAUGCUUAGUGCUCCGCGCAAUGAGGGGGUCAUCGAGGUUGGUAUGAGGUUUGACGUUCUUGAGGAAACCAGGAAUCAUAAAUACAUCAAGGGCUUUUAA